GCCGGCUGCUGUGGCGGAAGUGGAGCGGGGAAGGUGGCCGCAGUGCGGGGCAUCCGGUGAUAUUCCCGGGACCGGCAGCGUCUGUCCUCCCUCGGCUGCUCGGAGAUGACGCGUUUCGCCCUCACCGUGGUCCGGCAUGGAGAAACAAGACUUAACAAGGAGAAAAUACUUCAAGGACAAGGUGUGGACGAGCCGCUUUCCGAGACUGGGUUCAGACAGGCCACUGCUGCCGGGAGUUUUCUGAAAAAUGUGCUGUUCACGCACGCAUUUUCCAGCGACCUCACCAGGACGAGGCAGACCAUCCAUGGGAUUUUGGAGAAAAGCAAAUUUUGCAAGGACAUGACAGUGAAAUAUGAUUCAAGACUUCGCGAAAGGAAGUACGGGGUUGCUGAAGGCAAAGCGCUGAGCGAGCUGCGGGCCAUGGCCAAGGAUGCGGGGAUGGAGUGCCCAGUGUUCACGCCUCCCGGAGGAGAGACCCUCGACCAGGUAAAAAUUCGUGGAAAAGAUUUCUUUGAAUUUCUUUGUCAACUAAUCCUAAAAGAAGCAGAUCAGAAAGAACAGCUUUCCCCAGAAGUCCCAACCAGCUAUCUGGAAACAUCUUUGGCAGAGAUAUUUCCUUUAGGAAAGAACUGCAGUCCUGAGUGCCGCGUGGACUGCAGCCGUCCAGGGCUGGCAGCCAGCGUCCUGGUGGUGAGCCAUGGUGCCUACAUGAGGAGCCUGUUCAGCUAUUUUCUAACCGAGCUGAAGGGCUCCUUGCCAGCAACUUUCAACAGGUCAGAACUCACAGCCGUCAGCCCCAACACCGGGAUCAGCCUCUUCAUCAUAGACUUCGAAGAGGGAGGAGAACCCGAGGUCCACUGUGUCUGUAUGAACCUGCGGGAUCACUUGAACGGAGUCAACUGAAGGUGCUGAGUUCCAUCCUUGCCCGAAUCUGAACUAUCUGAAGUCUGCAGGGAGCGCCGUCGGCUUGCUUCAGUUCUGUCCUCUGCUGUUUUAUUUGGAAACAGGGAAAAUCAGCUUAUAAACCUCUUUUCCAAACAGCAGUGGAAAGCCAUUUUGCAUUGAUUUAAUUUGUGCAAGUGCUGUUGGCAUUUUCCAGAGGAAUUUUGCCAUCCUACCUGGUCACAUGGCUGCAUUGUAAGUGGAUGGGGGAACUCAGCGUUGCAGUGAGAUUAAUCACCUUGUUACUGCGUUUUUCCCCAUUCUGAAAUGUUGAUGUAUUUUUUUAAUUGCUCAGUUUGUAUUUAUUGGCUGCUGGUAAAAUACUGUAUGCUUUUCACGUCUCACUCAAUGCUUCAAAGGAGCUUCUUGUAAUUGAUACCGCAUAUUUGUAGUGAUUGUGCUAUAUUUAAAACGUCCUUUAAAGGAAAUAUUCUCCCCCUUAUAAAUUUAUGUAAAGUAAAAUGAUAAAAGAACACUAAAUAUUUUAUGUAGAAACCAGCUGAUGGAAUACUUUAUUCUGGAAGGCUCAAAGUGCAGAUGAGUAGACAUUAUGAAUGCAGAAAGGUGUGGAGGGGGAGAAGUUAGACCACCAUGUGAUCAGAACACAUUACAGAAGGUAGCUGAGCAGCUUGUUAAGCUGCUUGGAAAAGCUGUCAGUGGAAGCCAGGAAAGUAAACAAACCAAAACACACAAAAAGCCCAAAGUUUGAUGAGGAGAAUGAAGAGCAAGGAGCUGGGUGUGGUGACACAUGCCUGUAAUCCGAGCUCUUGGGAGGCUGAGGCAGGAAGAUCAUUGUAAGUUUGAGACCAGUUUGAGCUACAAAGUAAGCUGAAGGCCAACCUGAACUGCAUAGUGAGACCUGUCUCAAGAAAAAAAAAAAAAAAAGAAAAAGAAUAACGAAAAUGAUCAACUUUUUUCUUAUCUGAUUGGUAGCUGAAGACUCCAGUUUGAGAAGACCCUAACGAGAGUAAGUAGUUAAUAUACACAGCACAGUACACUCAGCAUAUGAAAGAGAGCUUUGUUGAAAAGGCCCCUGAGACACCUGCGAACUGGCUGUGUGGAAGGUACAGGUGAAGUUUUCUCUUUCCACUAGAUGGCGCUAGAGUAAGAGGUUUUGAGCAACCUAAUUUUGUACCUACCAUUGGUUCUUCAAAAGUCCUUACCUAAAAGGAAAAGUGUCUUAUGUGUAGUUCAGCCCUAAGUCACCAUGCUAAUGAAUGCUGUGAGUCUCAGCAUUAAAGAGAAUUAAUGCUAAGUGUGUCAGUAACACUAACAUAAUCCUAAAUGAUCUUCAAAGGUCAUUUAAAUCCUAGAAUUCAAUAUUACACCACUGACAGUGUGUUCAGUAUGACCACAAUCAGUUUUUCUGCCAGUAUUAAAAAUGGCAUGAGUGCUGGGCAUGAUGGUGCAUGCCUGUAAUCCCAGCACUUGGGAGGCUGUGGCAGAAGGCUUGUUGCAGAUUCAAGACCAGCCUGGGCUACAAAGUGAGCAUAUGGCCAGCCUGAACUGCAUAGCAAGACCCUGUCUCAAAAAAAAAAAAAGUGUGACUUUGAGCACCAGAGAAAAUGCACUAUAAAUACUUGAAAUAAUAGCCAAAAAGACAGUUGACUUGAUUCCCACCUAAUUUUUUAAAUACAGGAAAACAAUGAGCUGUAAGUGAAAUUCCCUUUUACCAGUCCUCACAGUGCCCUUUCAGAAACAUCACGAGAGCACGUCUGCGUCUAUUUGUCACAUUUUCCUCCAGUAUCUGUAAGGCAGCUCUGUUGUUUUGGUGCUUUAAAGUAUACACGAUUAAUAUCAAACUGUCUGUAUGCUUUAUUUUUAUCUAUUCUGUGUCAGGACACCACCUGCUAUAACCCUAUUUUCUGUUGAAUUAAUGUAGCACAUUUUGUUUUCUGUUCUCCGUAAGUGGCAUCUGGGUAUCCUCAGUGUUCCCCCGUGGAAAGAGUGGGGCAUGGAACCGUCCUGCAGCACUCCUGUGUGGGCUCACGGGCUGUGCACCUUUCGGCGCCCAUGGCCGUGUGGUGCUCAGCCCUGGAAGAAUGCAGAAUUUCUGCUUCUGUGUCUUUGCUGACACUGGACGCUGUCUAAGUUCACUAAUCCGAUGAUUGAAAAGCAUCUUGUUGUUUCAAUAAGCUUUCCUGUGACUGCUAAUGGGCCUGGGCAUUGUUUUCUUAUGUAGAUCUGUAAAUCCAGUUCUCUUGCUAUAUGUAGUCCCUGCCUGGUUUUCUGUUGGGUUGGACUUUCUAAUAGUGAGUUGCAGAAAUAAUUUCACUGUUCUCUCUAUUGCAUUUAUCUUCCAGGUUGUUACAUGGGUGUGUGAAUGUGUGGGGUUUUUAAAAAUUUUUUAUUUAAGACAGGCUUGUGCUAUGUAGUUCAGGCUGACCUUGAACUUACAUGGAGCCCAAGCUGGCCUCAAACUUGUAGCAGUCCUCCUGCCUCGGCUUCUUGACUGCUGGGAUUGUGGGCAUGCACACUAUACCCAGCAGUUGCUUAUGUUUCAGAGCUGGUUUGCCCCACAUUUUUAUUGGUGCAUAUUGGUUAUACAGAUGAGCAAGAUUCAUUGGCACAUGCACAUAACAUACUGUAGUUAACCCUUUCUCCACCACUGCCCUGUCUCUCCCCACAGGUUCAUAUGAGGGGGCAUCAGUGUGUAAUCUCCUUGAAUCACGUUCAUACUCCAUUACCUGUCCUUAAGUUCCCUCCCUUCUCCCUUCUUUCCUUUUUUCUAAUAGUAGUCUCCCUUCUGCUCUCAUCUUUUUUAAAUUUCACAUAUUAGAACUGAGAUUUAUCUUUCAGAAUCUGGCUUACUUUACCGAGCGCCACCUUUUCGUUAUCAAUCUGUUGAUGGGCACCUUGUUUGGUUCCAUAUCUUGGCACUACAUUUUUUGCCACAACACAUACAUACAUACAUAUAUAAUAUUUUUAGUCAUGUGUGUAUGUAUAUCUUUAAGAAGCUUUUUUUACUAUAAGGCCAUAUAAAUCCUUUUUUUCCUUUGAUUUUAGAGGAUUUUAAAAAUUUAAAUUAUCUGAACUGAAGUUUUGUAGUCUAAGAUAAGGAUUCAGGUUUAUGUCAUCAGUGUGAGGCAAAUGGCUGUCCCAACACUAUUAUCAAGAGUCUGUUCCAAGUUAUAUGCAGUGUCGCAUUGGUGGAGUACAGUCUGUCUUACUCAGGAGGCUGAGGCAGGAGGAUUGCUUGAAUGUGGGAGUUCAAGACCAGCCUGAGCAAUACAGUGAAAAGCCAUCUUAAAACAAAUAACAACAACAAAAACAGAGUUGGUCCCUUCCUAGUUGAUGUGAGUCUUCACCAUCUUCCCCUCAGACUCCCUUUACUUGAGGGUGUGUGGACUGCUCCUGGGAAUCUUUAGGCCCCUGUCAGUAUCCUUUUUGCAUUUAUCACUUUGGUCGGUCUGUUGAGAAAAAGAUGGCAGGGCCUGCGCACUGGCUGGAGGAGCGUAAUUCUGUGACACUGAGCAGGAAGGACUCUGCUGACAUCAGGGCACAAAGGGAGGCAGGGGCCCUGCUAGGCCUGAAGAGUAGCAGGCAGGAGCACAGAAGCCCAGGGUUACUCCUGGCAGGUCAUUCUAAGUCAGGGGCGGCUGAGGGUCUGGGGUGGCCUGGGACAUAGACAACCUGGUGUCCGGGGGCAGGGACGGGAGGUCUCAGGCUGUUAUCCAAGUCAGGUGGGAAGCUCAGGCAGAGAGCCAUCGGCUGAGGUUCAGGAGCAUCCCCUGGCUGCCGCUGGGUGGAAAGCGUCCCUUCUGGGUACUCUAGGAACACAUAACCAGGGUGGCAAAGACCGAAGCAGACAGCUGUCCCCCUCAAAGAAACGAGACCAGGGACACAAGCAGGGCCCAGGUGAGGGUUCCCUCAGGGCCAGGUUGAGAAAGCAGAUACCAAGGGGCAAGACUCACUGAGAGAAGAGCUGUCCACCUCCACAGCUGUGAACAUCCUAGGUCUCUCCAUGACUCUUCGGAAUGUCUUUUUAAAAAGGCUUUGGUUUCAGAGCAAAAUCAGGAAGAAAGACCAGGGGUGUCCCAUGAAUCCCUCGCUCCACACAGGGCUUUUUCUCUGAGUGGCGCAUUACUAUGGUGACCCUGUGCUGACAUCCCGGCUACCCCAAGUCCAUCUUCCACAGUGCAGGUUGCUCUUGGCAUACAUUCAGGGACAAAUCCAUGGGCUCAUCUGCCAUUGCAUCAUGCGGAGUGUUUCCUGUCCUAAAACUCCUUUGCUUUGCUGUUCCUCCUCCUACCUCCUUGACCCACCAGUUUUGAGGCUGAGUCCUAGACCCAGCAGAGGGAGUCCUAAGCCCCCUUCCUAGCUUUACCCCAGGCUCACAGCCCCUGCAAUCUGUUGUCACUGUGUUCAUUCCACUACAUGUUUUUCCCUCACCUAUUUGCUCAGUUUCACUUUCAUAGAUAGAUUCCUGUUUAUUGCUUUUUAUACUGUUUUCCCCAUUAAAAUCCUGUUUUAUCUAGCAUCUUUA
Molecule: messenger RNA, 5428 nt
Organism: Cavia porcellus (domestic guinea pig)
Lineage: Eukaryota; Metazoa; Chordata; Mammalia; Rodentia; Caviidae
Gene: Tigar
Product: TP53 induced glycolysis regulatory phosphatase
Exons: 6
Coding region: 106-903 (265 amino acids)
Biological process (GO): regulation of pentose-phosphate shunt; negative regulation of glycolytic process
Cellular component (GO): cytosol
Molecular function (GO): fructose-2,6-bisphosphate 2-phosphatase activity
Source: RefSeq, a predicted model, not a curated record